AUGGCGGCGCGCGGCGCCAUCCCCGCGGCCAAUGGGCGCGCGCGGGGGGCGGGCGCGCGGCUCGGUGCGGGCUCGGCUGAGGGAGCGGGGCGGAGGAGACUUGGCGGAGUUGGAGCGCGGCGCGGCCCCCCCUCGCCCCCGCCUCACGCACCCGCCCCGGCCGGCCCUGCCCGCCCCGCGCGCUCCGCGUCCCGCCGGGGCCCGCCCGGGGACACCCCCAUGGCUCCCCAGAAGCACGGUGGAGGUGCGGGGCCCAGCUCGGGCUCCGCUGGCGGCGCCGCCGGAGGAGGAGGAGGAGGAGGAGGUGGAGGAGGCGGCGGCGGGUUCGGGGGCUCCGCCGCGGCGGCGGCUCCCGGCGGCAAAUCCGGCGGUGCCGCGGGCGGCGGCGGCGGGGGCGGCGGGUACUCGGGAGGCUCCUCGGCCUCCUCGGCGGCAGCAGCGGCGGCGGCGGCGGCGCUGCCCCCCGUGAAGAAGCCGAAGAUGGAGCAGAUCCAGGCCGACCACGACCUCUUUCUUCAGGCCUUCGAAAAACCAACCCAGAUAUACAGAUUUCUCCGUACCCGGAAUCUCAUAGCACCAAUAUUUUUGCACAGAACUCUCACUUACAUGUCCCACAGAAACUCCCGAACAAAUAUCAAAAGGAAAACAUUCAAAGUAGAUGACAUGUUAUCAAAAGUAGAGAAAAUGAAGGGAGAACAAGAAUCUCACAGCUUGUCUGCUCAUUUGCAACUCACAUUUACUGGGUUCUUCCAUAAAAAUGAUAAGCCAUCACAAAACUCAGAGAAUGAACAAAAUUCUGUGACCCUGGAAGUUCUGCUGGUGAAAGUUUGCCACAAGAAACGAAAGGAUGUCAGUUGUCCCAUAAGGCAGGUUCCUACAGGUAAAAAGCAGGUGCCUUUAAACCCAGACCUCAGCCAAAUCAAACCAGGCAACUUCCCCUCCCUGGCAGUCUCCAGCAACGAGUUUGAGCCAAGCAACAGCCACAUGGUGAAGUCCUACUCGCUGUUGUUCCGAGUCACUCGCCCGGGCAGGAGGGAGUUCAACGGGCUGAUCAACGGGGAGACCAACGAGAACAUCGAUGUCAAUGAGGAGCUUCCAGCUAGAAGAAAAAGAAACUCCUCAAACCGUGAAGAUGGGGAAAAGACAUUUGUAGCACAAAUGACUGUAUUUGAUAAAAACAGACGUUUGCAACUUCUGGAUGGGGAAUAUGAAGUGGCCAUGCAGGAAAUGGAAGAGUGUCCCAUUAGCAAGAAAAGAGCAACGUGGGAAACAAUCCUUGAUGGGAAGAGGUUGCCUCCAUUUGAAACAUUUUCUCAGGGACCUACACUUCAGUUUACUCUUCGUUGGACAGGAGACACAAAUGACAAGUCUACAGCUCCUAUAGCCAAGCCUCUUGCAACACGAAAUUCUGAGAGCCUCCCUCAAGAAAACAAGCCCAACUCUGUUAAACCUGCUCAGACUAUAGCUGUGAAAGAAUCCUUGCCCACAGACCUUCAGACAAGGAAAGAGAGAGAUGUUUUAAAUGAACCUCGGCAGAAGUUGCGAAUAUUUUACCAGUUCCUGUAUAACAACAACACGAGGCAGCAGACUGAGGCCAGGGACGACCUGCACUGCCCCUGGUGCACCUUGAACUGCCGCAAGCUCUACAGUUUACUCAAACACCUGAAGCUUUGCCACAGCAGAUUUAUCUUUAAUUAUGUUUAUCAUCCCAAAGGUGCUCGGAUAGACGUGUCCAUCAACGAGUGCUACGAUGGCUCGUACGCAGGGAACCCCCAGGACAUCCAUCGUCAGCCGGGCUUCGCCUUCAGCCGCAACGGGCCGGUCAAGAGAACCCCCAUCACACACAUCCUGGUUUGCAGGCCAAAGCGUACGAAAGCAAGUAUGUCGGAAUUCCUGGAGUCUGAGGAUGGGGAGGUGGAGCAGCAGAGGACCUACAGCAGUGGCCACAACCGGCUGUACUUCCACAGUGACACCUGUUUGCCCCUCCGCCCCCAGGAGAUGGAAGUGGACAGUGAGGAUGAGAAGGACCCCGAGUGGCUACGGGAGAAAACCAUCACUCAAAUUGAAGAAUUUUCUGACGUUAACGAAGGAGAGAAAGAAGUGAUGAAAUUAUGGAAUCUUCAUGUUAUGAAGCACGGGUUUAUCGCUGACAAUCAAAUGAAUCACGCCUGCAUGCUGUUUGUGGAGAACUACGGACAGAAAAUCAUCAAGAAGAACUUGUGUCGAAACUUUAUGCUCCACCUGGUCAGCAUGCAUGACUUUAACCUCAUCAGCAUCAUGUCCAUAGACAAGGCCGUGGCCAGGCUGCGGGAGAUGCAGCAGAAGCUGGAGAAGGGGGAGUCAGCGGCGCCGCCGGACGAGGAACCCCCCGAGGAGCAGAGCGGGACAGCGAACGGCUACGGCGACGGCGCCGCGCGCGACAGGGGGGCCGAGGUGGAGACCAUCUCAGGUGUCACCAAACAGAGCAAGAAACAGAAGCUCUGA
Molecule: messenger RNA, 2484 nt
Organism: Myiozetetes cayanensis
Lineage: Eukaryota; Metazoa; Chordata; Aves; Passeriformes; Tyrannidae
Gene: SUZ12
Product: SUZ12 polycomb repressive complex 2 subunit
Cellular component (GO): nucleus; ESC/E(Z) complex
Molecular function (GO): chromatin DNA binding
Source: RefSeq, a predicted model, not a curated record